GCAUGUGAUGAGGAAACCAGUACACUCAUUUUAUUAACCCUUCACUUCCAUCCAUUUUCAUCCGUUGAUUCAUACCACGAUGCCGAUUAGACAGAUAGCGAUCGGGAGGCCGCACGAGGCGACUCACCCCGACACCUUGAAGGCGGCGUUGGCUGAGUUCUUCUCAACCCUAAUCUUCGUGUUUGCAGGUGAAGGCUCAGGGAUGGCCUUCGCUAAGCUCACCGGAGGCGGCCCAAGCACGCCUUCCGGCCUUGUUGCCGCCUCCAUAGCUCACGCCUUUGGCCUUUUCGUGGCGGUUGCUGUUGGCGCCAACAUCUCCGGCGGCCACGUCAACCCUGCCGUCACCUUUGGCGCCUUCGUCGGCGGUAACAUAAGCCUUCUCCGUGGAAUCCUCUACUGGAUUGCCCAGUUGCUUGGCUCCGUCGCCGCUUGCUUUCUCCUCAAGUUCUCCACCGGCGGCUUGGAGACAUCUGGGUUUGCACUAUCAGGAGUGGGGGCUCUGAACGCAUUAGUGUUCGAGAUAGUGAUGACCUUUGGGCUAGUGUACACGGUGUACGCAACGGCCGUGGAUCCAAAGAAGGGCAGUUUGGGAACAAUUGCACCUAUAGCUAUUGGCUUCAUCGUGGGAGCUAACAUCUUGGCCGGCGGCGCCUUCACCGGCGCCUCCAUGAACCCCGCCGUGGCUUUCGGCCCCGCCGUCGUGAGCUGGAGCUGGGACUGCCACUGGAUCUACUGGGUGGGGCCCCUUGUGGGUGGAGGGAUUGCUGGCCUUGUCUAUGAUCUCCUCUUCAUCCCUCAACACCAUGAAGCGUUGCCCUAAAACGCAACGAGGGGUAAUAAUGUAAAUGCAAUGGUUCUAUUCACCCACGGCUAUUCCCAUUAUGGUCUAGUUUUAUUUAUCUGUUUAUGUAUGAUCUUUGAGUCAAGUUUUAAUUUAUUUGAAUUUUGGAUAUCUAUUGUGUGAUUGGUGGUGGGUGUAGGGCCCAAGGUCAUUUCUGUAAUUAUGUAUGUGUAUGUUCUAUUCAAGAUCUUGGAUUUUGUUUCAAUUCCAGAUAUUCCCAUUCCCACUUUA
This is a messenger RNA of Ipomoea triloba (trilobed morning glory), 1072 nucleotides long. RefSeq names its product aquaporin TIP1-1-like. Gene Ontology annotation, biological process: water transport; transmembrane transport. Gene Ontology annotation, cellular component: plant-type vacuole membrane. The coding region runs from base 80 to 820 and encodes 246 amino acids. Gene Ontology annotation, molecular function: water channel activity. The transcript has 2 exons. Lineage: Eukaryota; Viridiplantae; Streptophyta; Magnoliopsida; Solanales; Convolvulaceae. The record is from RefSeq and is a predicted model, not a curated record.